Messenger RNA from Lodderomyces pseudojiufengensis, 381 nucleotides. RefSeq lists its product as uncharacterized. The transcript has a single exon. NCBI's taxonomy places the organism in Eukaryota, Fungi, Ascomycota, Pichiomycetes, Serinales, Debaryomycetaceae. Bases 1 to 381 code for a protein of 126 amino acids. The record is from RefSeq and is a predicted model, not a curated record.
AUGAAAUUUCAAUUUUUAUUAAUCGCAAUUUUCGAAUUUACAAUCAAACAACAACGAAUCAUGGAAUUAAAAAUUUUAAUUUUAACAAUAUUUUCAUUAACAUUAGUUUCUGCAAUUAAUAAAAAAGGUACUAAGGCAACCAAUACUCAUCAUAAUCAUAAUCAUCAUAAUCAUCAUCCUAAAAAUUCAACUUCAACUACUGCUGAUAAUGUUAAAGCAAAUGCAAAUGUAAAUGGUAAUAUUCAUGGAAAUACAAAUUCAAAUUCAAAUGGAAAUGGAAAUGCUACAAGUACUUUAACUAAAACUCAAGCUGGUGAUGCUGUUAGAGGUAUGCAUAUUGCUGGUGCUGUUGCUGUUGCUGCUGGGGCUAUUUUAUUGUAA